Molecule: messenger RNA, 3119 nt
Organism: Helobdella robusta
Lineage: Eukaryota; Metazoa; Annelida; Clitellata; Rhynchobdellida; Glossiphoniidae
Exons: 17
Coding region: 13-2583 (856 amino acids)
Molecular function (GO): protein binding
Source: RefSeq, a predicted model, not a curated record
GUAUAUGGUGAUAUGAGUCCUGUUCACAGUUUCACAACGUUACCAACAAUACCUGAAACACCGUCUGGACCCAAGCUUGUAGCCAAGACCAAAACGUCUUUGCAGUUGAAGUGGAAUUCUGUACCUGAUAACGGAAGUAAAAUAGCAAGCUACCUUCUGGAAUGUGAUCAGGGUAGAUCAGAGUUUAUAGAGGUUUAUAAUGGACCACAGAAGCAGUUCAAAAUUACUAAAUUGUUGCCCUCUAUAAAAUAUUCAUUUAGAUUGGCUGCUGUAAAUAGCUGUGGAAAAAGUGAAUACAGUGAUCCAGUAAGCUAUCAAACAAGUGGUUCACCUCCAUGUCAGACUGAUCCCCCAUUGCUCUCAGAGCCAACGAGUAAGACGUUAGUAAUAUCUUGGAACAAAAGACCGUCUGAUCUAGUGUUUACCCUCCAAAUGGAUGAUGAAUCAACUGGCCAUGGCUUUCUAACUGUGUACAAUGGCCCAGAUAUAUCUUAUAGAGUUACUGGCUUGAAGAGAAACUCAGAAUACAAGUUCAGGUUACAAUCGCAGAAUGACGAAGGUUAUAGCAAGUGGAGUGACAUCGUUUGCUUCAAGACACUACCUGAUAGGCCGCAGCCACCAUCUAAGCCAGUUCUCAAAAUGAAACCUUCUUCCACAUUUUUCAAAAUUCAGUGGGAUGAGCCAAGAGAUUUGGGAGGUAUAUCUAUCAGUCAUUACAUAGUCCAUCUGUUGAAAAAUCAAGCAUACGAAGAAUAUUCUACAGUCCAAGACAAAGAGGUAUGUGUUGAGAAUUUGACCCCAGGUUGUACCUACAAGGUUAAAAUUCAAGCAGCUGGCAAUGGAGGAGUCAGCGAGUAUUCAGAUAUGUUAACAGUAACCACACAAGCUGUUCCACCAUCUCCCUGCAAACAACCUAAGCUAUGCGGUGGGAAGCCAAAACCCUCCCAUUUCAGUAUAACUUGGGACCCCCCAGAUAACGAUGGUGGAGCGGCAGUAGCUGAGUACGUAGUAAUGAUAAAGAUGGUUGAUAGAGGUGAGGUUGUUAAUGAUAACGAAGAAAGUAGAAGUCAGGAUGUUUAUAGAGGUGCAGAUACAUAUUGUACAAUUGCGGGUCUUGCUGCAGGAAGACUGCAUGAAGUCUUUGUAAAGUCAUAUAACAAGGCUGGGUGGAGUGAAUGGUCUGACCCACUUAGAGUGACAACUGGCUGUUCGUCGCCUGAUCCUCCUUCUCCGCCGGUUGUUACCUGUCGCUCUCCUUAUUCUUGUACGCUUAAUUGGACGGCACCAAAUAACAACGGGGCCGAAAUAACGGAAUAUCGUCUUUUUGGCAAACUAAUUAAGGAGGAAUCAAACGGUAAAAUGGAGGAUCUCGGAAUACAUACAGAAGUGUUAAGUAAAAUUAGUGCAGAAACUGAUGAAGAUUUUGUUAUGGCUUUAAAUAACGUCGGAUCAAGUUUUCCAAGUCUGUCAUCAACAUGUCAAACGUUACCAGGGUGUCCGUCUUCUGUUAUAUCUUUAAAAGUUGAUCAGGUAAAAGCAACUAGCUGCACGUUAUCAUGGAAACGGCCUCGGAGCAACGGCAGUUCAAUCCUAUCCUACAAUUUAGAUUUGGUUGGCUUCAAGAUAAUUUCCAUUGAGGAAGACUUAUGCACUGUAACUAUCAAUGAGUUGACUCCGGAUACCUUAUACAAAGCUCGCAUUCAGGCAAUAAAUAACGUAGGCUGCAGUCCAUAUGGGUCAGUCAUCAAAUUCUCAACAAUUUCACUUCCUCCUCUUUCUCCAAAGCUUGAGAUGGUCAGUUGUUCGGCUAAAUUUGUUAAGUUGAAAUGGGGUGAUGGUAAAAACAAUGACCACACAAAAUAUAUUUUGGAGAUUGCUGAAAAUGGAGAAAACUACGGUCAAAUUUAUGAAGGCACAAACCAUUCCUUCAAAGUCAACAAAUUGAAUGAAUUGACAGAAUACCACUUUCGAAUUCAAGCGUUCAAUGAUGCUGGAGCCGGCCCAAUUUCUGAUCCGAUAAUCAUUACCACCAGCAAGUCACCACCGCCCCCUGUUAAAGCUCCUCAUAUAGCUAACAUCAGUACAACUACUUGCAAGAUCAUGUGGCCAUCUAUUAAAAUUACUGGUUGCCAAGAUGAUAUUCAGUACAAUCUGCAAUUGCUACGACCCUCCGACUCAUCAUUCCAACAGAUAUAUCAAGGUCCGUUGUGUAGUUUUGAACUCUUCGAUUUGGCACCGAAUUGUGAAUAUCAGACUCGUGUAUGUGCAAUCAGAAAACAAUCAUCAUCUCGGCAUGAAAUCGUUGUCGGACCAUAUUCGCCUACUACUGCCUUUAAUACAAAGGUCAAUAUAGGAUCAGCAUCGCCGUCCUCGCAGCCUAAAAAAUGUUUGCCGUCGUCGUCACUGCGUGUGUCAUACAUUGAUGGUUAUUUUCAAGUCAAGUGGCUUAACGAUAAAACUUGCGCAAUUGCUAUUAUGACGAUUUUUUUGAUGAUUGCUCUAGUGGUAUCCUAUAUCGUUUCACAUUACAUGUCUUUUCAAUUUCCAUCAUCCUUUUCAUCUAUAUCGCCAUCUUCGUCGUAAUUAUUAACCCUCACUAUUUUAUUUUAUGAUUAACAUUUAAUUUGAAUUAUGUUAAGGUUAUUGUUUUAUUGUCUAGACAUUAAUUUUCUUGUUUUUUGUUGUUUUUUUCUAUUCAGUUAAUUUCAUGGCUAUCAAAGGUAAUAAUUUGUUUAUCGUUGGUACCUAAACGCAAUCAUAUGAAUUUUUUUAACUUGAAUCAUUUAUGGUUCUGAAUUCCGCUCUGUUCCGUAAAUCUCCCGGCUGUUGUUUAGUUUGUUUUUUACACAACUUUCAGCAUAUUUCUUCUUUUCAUCUAAUGGGAAAUAUUUCUUGUUUUUAAAGCCAAACUUUUUUUACUUUCUUAACUAGUUCCCAAAAUGUAAAUAGGCCUUCUGCCUGCCUAAACGUUUUAAGAUUAUCUUUCAUUCAACUUGUCUAAAUUGAUUAGAUUGGUUGUACCCACUGUUACAUUAUAAUGCUGCAAUAUUCGUUUCAAAUGAUUAUUAUCAUCUUGAUUCUAUAAUUUUACGUUUAAAUUACUAAUAAUUGUUAAAAUC